AGGUGAUCACCUCAUUCGUCCAACAUGAAGAACCAAUGCGAUGUAUAUGAUGACUACCUACGGUAAGGCUGUGCUGAUGGCUGAAUUUGGGCGCAAAGCGACGAAAGCGACGAAAGCGACUAAAUCGACUAAACCGACCAGGGGGUUAGUUGAGAAUGAGGUCGAGAUAUGUGCAGUUUGAGAUGCGAAACCCACGGCGAAAACCCAUAAAAAGGCUGCAAAGUCUUUGCAUUGCUCUUGAUAUGGAUGUCAUUUUACAAUAACCCCAGUGAACAUUCGAAGAAAUACUUGCCACGUUCGGACUUUGCUUGGAAACUCUCCUCACUAUGUCGGACGGAAGAUACGUUGACGGCAGUAUCUAUUUCUAUGCCCCCAAUAAGGGCGCUCCAGUAUUCUUUGCCGUUGCCUUCGCGGCAUCUGGCAUCUGUCAUAUCUAUCAGUGCUUUCACUACAAAAGCUGGAGAUUAACCACCUUCUACGUCACAUGCGCUGUCCUCUUCACUGCCGGCUUCAUUGUUAGAGAACUUGGUGCAUUUGAUUAUGGUGAUCUGGUCAAGUUCAUCGUCACCACCUGUCUGGUAUACGCAGCGCCACCCAGCGCCGAAUUGGCCAAUUAUAACAUCCUCGGAAGGAUUCUGUACUACGUCCCCUACCACUCACCGAUCCAUCCUGGCCGCGUUAUCACUACCUUCGCCUUCAUCUCCACCGUUGUCGAGGCACUCAACGGCAACGGUGCAUCGUUAAGCGCCAACCAGUCUCUUCCGCGCUGGAAACAAGAGCUUGGUCGGAACCUCCUCAAAGCCGCGCUCCUUAUCCAGCUCGUCGUUAUCGCUUUCUUCCUUCUCCUAGCCGGUACAUUCCACAGGCGGUGCCGUCGAGGCGGCAUUAGGAGCGCCAAGCUCGAGAACGUUCUUUACACGCUCUACGCAUCAACAAGCCUCCUAACCAUCCGGACCGUCUACCGGGUGGUCGAGUACUGGAGCGUGGCGGACCUUCAUUACGACGACAAAUCUCUGGACCCGAUGUCGCUCAGCCCCAUCAUCCGUUACGAGUGGUUCUUUUACGUGUUUGAGGCGAGUCUGAUGCUUGUGAACCAUGUGCUGAUGAACGUCAGGCAUCCGAGGAGGUACCUGCCGAAAAGCACAAAGACGUAUUUGUCGGUAAGAGACGGCAAGACCGAGGUCACUGGGCCGGGAUACAAGGACUCGAGACCGUUCUUGUUGACGCUAGUUGAUCCGUUCAAUCUGGGAGGGCUGAUCAGGGGAAAAGGGGAUGGUAACGUAAAGUUUUGGGAGGAGGAGGAUGGCGGGCACGAAGCUGACAAGCUGGAAAGCCAAAAGGUCAAGGCUAAGGAUUAUGUCAAUGAGGAUGUUGAAGCGGCGAGAUGAGCAUGUCAGUCGGUCGAGUCCGAGAUUUCUGGGAUGGAAGCUUUGUGGAAGCCAUUGUCGUUUUUUUUUUUUCCUUUUUUUGUCUCUAGAUAGAUUUCUCUACCCAAUCCUAGCACGAAAUAAUCAGCAACCGCACAUAGCCAUGCCGCGAACGCCACACCUCCGCCCAGCUCAACGGUGCCAAUGUUUACUCAUCAUUCCUGGCGCUAAGCAUUCACGUGGGAUCUAAAUGAAUAGUUUGCUUUCUCCGGCCGUUCGUCGCGACCAGUAUGCAAGGCUCACGCGUUGCCGAGAU
Neurospora hispaniola is the source of this 1683-nucleotide messenger RNA. RefSeq lists its product as uncharacterized. Bases 327 to 1388 code for a protein of 353 amino acids. The record is from RefSeq and is a predicted model, not a curated record. Gene Ontology annotation, cellular component: membrane. NCBI's taxonomy places the organism in Eukaryota, Fungi, Ascomycota, Sordariomycetes, Sordariales, Sordariaceae. The transcript has 5 exons.